Dendroctonus ponderosae (mountain pine beetle) is the source of this 1240-nucleotide messenger RNA. RefSeq names its product farnesol dehydrogenase. The record is from RefSeq and is a predicted model, not a curated record. Lineage: Eukaryota; Metazoa; Arthropoda; Insecta; Coleoptera; Curculionidae. The coding region runs from base 398 to 1138 and encodes 246 amino acids. The transcript has 5 exons.
CUUGAUAUUUUUCAGAUACGUUUAGAAACAGUGACCAAAAAUCGGUUUGCAAGGUGAAAAAAUCCAAGUUGAUAAAGAGUUUUAAAGUAUUUUGGAAAAACGACAGAUACACGAUUUCCCAUACCUGCUCAAUAUGAUGCAAUAAUAAAAAACAAAACCCAUUAGUUAUGAAAUCUUUAUUAGACAAGGUCAGAAAGAAUGAGUCUAUUUACGUAGUUGAAAUAAAGUACUUCUAAUAAUAGACACAAACUUUGCUUGUCAUUCAAUAAUAAAUAAUCACAUUUAUCACGAGUAUAAAUAUGGGAGAAGCAGAUAGGAUCCUCAGUUGAAACAGCGCGGGGGAAGAGAGUAUAUUUUUUACGAGUUCAUUGUAUGUUGUCAAAGCAAGUGUGGUAAAAUGGUGCUAUCGAUCGAAAGAUUUUCUGGAAAAGUGGCUGUCGUUACUGGCGCUUCUGUAGGAAUAGGUGCUAGUAUUGUGGAAGAAUUAGUUAAAAGUGGGAUAAUAGUAGCUGGAUUAGCAAGAAGAACUGAAAAUGUUGAAAAGAUUGCACAGAAACUUACUGGACAAAAAGGAAAACUUUAUGCCUUUAAAUGCGACAUGACGGUAGAAGCGGAAGUCAUCGCGACUAUCAAACAAGUAAUUGCAAAAUUGGGACCAAUUAGCAUUUUAAUUAAUAAUGCGGGGCUCUCGCUAAGUACAUCUCUGCUUGGAGGUGAUGCCGAAAAAUGGAAAACUGUUCUUGAUACAAAUAUCCUGGGCCUCUGCAUUGCCACGAGAGAAGUGGCUCAAAAUAUGAUAGCAAAUAAAACGGCAGGUCACAUAAUUCAUAUCAACAGUGUUCUUGGUCAUCAAGUAGUUGACUUUCCCGGCUUAAACGUAUAUGGACCGUCUAAAUAUGCAGUUACUGCGCUCGCGGAAACAUUGAGAUUGGAGGUUAAUAGAGAAAAACUGCAAAUUAAAGUCACAAGCAUCAGCCCAGGUUAUGUUAAAACAGAUUUCCAAUCUGUAUCUGGUGUGGGAGAUCUACCAGUACCUCCACUUCACCCUACAGACAUUGCCGAUGCGGUUAUAUACGCUUUAUCAACACCGCCUCAUGUAAAUGUUUCAGAGUUGACCGUUCGAGCAGUGGGAAGCUAAAUGUGCACCAGUUAUAACACCAAUGCUAGUUAUAUGUUUUUGAUACAAUUAAUUAAGUUUUUGUGCAGAAUUGAUAAAUAAAAAUUAGCAACAAACAAGAAA